Molecule: messenger RNA, 3502 nt
Organism: Heterotrigona itama
Lineage: Eukaryota; Metazoa; Arthropoda; Insecta; Hymenoptera; Apidae
Source: the annotation of a GenBank genome assembly
AAACAGUACGGUGCGAAUCGAGCUAUCGUCGACGUCGAAGCUGUCAAACAUGGCGAGAAUGUCGAUCUUGAAUGGUGGUCAAAAAUGUGAAUAGGAGGUUCGCUUUCGUGGUGAGAUUGGUGAAUCUCGGGUAUUCUCGUCGUCGGCAGAGGCCGGCGAGAGAUGCGAUCGGGAGUUAAACUGUCAGGCCGAAAGUGAAUGUGCCGAGUGAACGGCCCCGGCAGUUUUGCGGCCGGGAUUAAUCUAAGGGCAUGCCAAUUCGGGAACUAUGGGUGCUCAACAGACUAAGGAGAGAAUUGUUCCUGUCGGCUCUGCCGCGCGACAAACACGCAAACAGCCUAGGAACCUCAAGGAGUCCCGUCUUGUCGGCUCUAAUAUAUUUACAGAGCACAGUGAAGCUCUUCUACAAAGCAGACCGCUACCUCACAUUCCGGCAUUACCAGACGGUGAUCCACCAAACGGGUCCAGCAUUCAGUCAAUUUCACAGCAAGUGAAUAUUCAACAACAUACUGUGGUAUCUUCUGCUGGACUUCUGGAGGCUGCGAACAGGUGGACAAGUAAAGAAAACUUAUUGGCACAGGAAGAAGAUGAUCCUCAAUUAUUUGUGGCUUUAUAUGAUUUUCAAGCAGGUGGAGAAAAUCAGCUCAGUCUUAAAAAAGAAGUUGAAAAGCAGUUGCAAGGAGGAGGAGAAAUUCCUUUGCUUUCAUACAAAAAAUCUCAGACUGGUAGCACUGGAAAUAUCCACGGGCUCGUUCUAGUCUCUGAACCAUUACCUUCUUCAGAUACUACCAGUUCAGUAACGAAAUUGAGCACAUUCACUGGUGGUAUAUCAAGUAAAAACAAUAGCAGUAUCGUGCAAAUGAGACGUUCUACAAAUAAAAAGGGAAAACAGGCUCCGGCCCCUCCGAAAAGAACGAGCUUGCUGUCGUCGUGCAGUUCGUUCCGCGACUCUGCCUAUCAUGAGCAAGAUUCUCAAAACACUGAAACAAACACCAUGAUACUCGACGAUGCCACGGAUCUAAAUGGUAUUGAUAAGAUUCUCGAAGGUAUUGCGCGAGAUCUCGCGACAAUGGCUCAAGGAACAAUUGCUGCAGGAGGCUGUGAAAUCGAGGAGGAUGGAGAGGGUUCUCAAGGUACGGCGGAACCAAAUUUUAUCACUCAACCUUCAACAUCUCCGGAACCUAUACCUGGCUUGACCUGUUCUCAAAAACAAAUUAAACCAAGACCUUAUCCAUCAAAAGAACCACUACCACAAAAGCUGGUACAAGUUGGUGCAUUAGAAGUACAAAACGUGAAGAGAGCUAUUAAUCGUUACGGUACAUUACCAAAAGGUGCUAGAAUUGGCGCGUAUCUAGAAUCUCUACGUCAGAGUGGUAUGCCAUCGAAUCAGGAAUCAACGACAGUGGCUUCUUCUAUGACAUCUGGUACAGUGGAACAACAUGAAGCGUCUAUCGAUAAUUCACAACAUAGAUCGCUUUCUCCUCGUCAAAGUAAUUUACGAAGUCAGCCUCAAAUGACUCGUAGUAAUUCGUCAAGCGGUGUUGUUAAUACUUAUCAACCUCCAAAUUCUCCUCGUGGCCGAGUAGUAGCUGUAAGAAAGAGCAAUCAGUCUGAUGCUGUUGGUUUAAGAACUUUUCGGGUUUCAAGUAAUUCUAAUUUCCGUACUGCGAGUCCAUCGAGAUCCGUUCAACCGUCGUUAGCUGACUUGGAGUUUCCUCCUCCGCCCACAGAUUUACCUCCUCCGCCAGAUGAAAUUUUUUCCGGGCAAGAGCAGACCGAACUUCCACCACCUAUUUCUUGCAGUGAAAUUUCUCAAAUAAGAAACUCUCCUUUAUCCAUAAGAAAAGCAAAGAGUACAGACUGGCGUUCAAAGGAAGACGAAAAUGAGCAACAAGAGGAUAGAAAUGACGUUAGUAACGCAGAACCGUCUGUAAAAGAAGCGUGUUCGAGGUUCGGAGUGAAUUUGAGACGCAGAGAAAUUCAAGACAACUCGUGUAGAACUACCGAUAAUAAAAGGACAGGUUUUAAAUCCAGGAUAGAAACAAUUGAACCUGCUGCGCCACCAGAAGAAGCACCACCACCUCCUCCGCCACCUCCACCGCCAGUUUCUACAAAUGCACCCCCUGAUAGUUUCGAACGCAAACCUGGAAUGAAAGAGAUGUUGGAACUGAAACUGAUAAAUGAAAUUAAACAGAGUGCAGAAACGAAGCAUGGUACAGUUGGGAAGAAAGCUGGAAUAACAAGCAGCACUCCAUCCGCCCUCUUGGAUCCAGCAUCACAGUUACUUUCGGAACUAUGUGCUAGUUUUAACAUGGAUUCUGGACAGAGACACGCUCAAAAUGAGUAUGCUGUAUCAACUUUGAAAACCAACGAAGCAACUCAAGAACAGCAGCAACACCAAAUUCACAAUACUUAUAAGGAUUCGUGCGUAUCUUCUCCGGUGACUGAGUCUAUACUCUCAAGCGGAAGUGUCGGUUUCAAGUUGAAAAGAGUAGACAAGCGAAACAAUCCACAAAAAGAAGAGACAUCUGAUGGACAGAUAAUCGAUUUCAAGGCGAGACUUCGAAAAGUUGAGAAUGCAGAGAAGGAAAAAUCCUUGGAGGAGAAAAGCACCGUCACUGAACAGUCUUCAGAAUCGGAAGAACAACAAGAUGACAAACGUAGAAGCACUGGUAGUAUCAGCAGUUUAAAGAAGCUUUGGGAGAAUAAAGAAUCCUGUGAUAGUCAGCCUCACAGUCCAAAACUCAGUGUCAGAGGAAGUAGUGGUAAACAAGAAACUGUUGACCAGACAGAGGAUUCGCCUGAAGAUCAUAGUGGAGCCUCGACCCGUAGUCAGAGUUCUGGCAGCAAAAGUGAUACUAGACUCUGGCCACCAUCUGAACCAGAAAAACCAGUUGUUCCUGCAAAACCACUAAAACCAUUGUGUUCGUCAAUUAAACAUUUUGGUUCUUCAAUUUACGCAACGCCAAAUUGUACGAAGUCUCAACAUGCAGAAGAUGAUCUAAGCAAGCAGAAUACAGACUCAAGAACCGCCAAGCAGAUCGUACUGGAGCUUUCAACGUUAAUCGAGAACAGCGUGUUAAAUUUGAAAAGUAGCUCAACGAUAGUAAUGACUAGCUGGCUCCAGCUUUCAGAUAAGGUAGGGCUGUUGCACGGAAUGUGCGCUAAUCUUGCAGACAGUGGCAUCGCACCGCACGCACGGUUUCAGUUUCGCGAUCUUCUUGCAAGAUUAGAGCUUCAGGCACGACAACUUCGUGCAGCUGGUACUAGAAAUGUCGCAGAGAAUACAAGACUUCUCACUGAUCUUCAAAACACGAUAAAAGAUGUUGUCAAUACCAUUUUAAAAGGUUUCGUUGCAAUGAUUUUCCUAGCAACACUUUCAUAUAAUUUUGCUCUUAGAGAGAGUACGCGAAGUCAAGAAUAUUUUAGAUCAAGGCCUCAAGUCGAAUACGGCCUCAAUCAAAUACUGGUUUUGAUGGAAAAGCAAGAAAAAAAAAUCUAA